AUGUCUAGCGUGUUUGGAAGCGCAAGAACUACUUCGGGUUUCGGCGGCCUGACCCAAACGUCCUCGGCCGGCACGGUCCAGGAUAUGGCCAAUGACCCCACUCUAGCCAAUCCGCCGGAAGACUCUGUGUCCGACAUUUGCUUCUCUCCACAGGCCGAGUUUCUGUCGGUGGCGUCGUGGGACAAAAAGGUGCGCAUCUACGAGGUGUCUCCGCAGGGCCAGUCAAGGGGAGUGGCUCUCUACGACCACCAGGCGCCAGUGCUGUCCACCCACUGGUCUUUGGACGGAACCAAGGUGGCGUCUGGAGGCUGUGAUAACGCCGUGAGGGUGUUUGACAUGCAAUCGCAACAGGCGCAGCAGGUCGGCCAGCACGAGUCGUCCGUCCGAUGCGUGCGAUUCGUCGCCGCUGGACCUUCAGACACACCUAUUCUGGCAUCCGCAGGAUGGGACAAGAAGCUGCACUACUGGGACCUGCGAACUCCCAACCCCGUGUCCACCAUUGCGCUGCCCGAGCGGGCGUACUCCAUGGACACGUCCAAGCAGCUGCUUGUUGUGGCGACCGCUGAGCGACACAUUCUGGCCAUCAACCUCAGCAACCCCGGAGCCGUGGCCAAGACGCUGCAGUCGUCUCUCAAGUUCCAGACCCGUGUGGUCUCCUGCUGGCCCGCCGGCGACGGCUUUGCCGUGGGCUCUAUCGAGGGCCGAUGCGGCAUUCAGUACGUGGACGACACACAGGCUAAGAACAAGAACUUCUCGUUCAAGUGCCACCGACAGACCCCCAACCCGUCAAAGAACGAGGUCGACAUCUACGCCGUCAACGCCAUCUCGUUCCAUCCUCAGGAGGGUACUUUCUGCACGGCCGGUGCAGAUGGAUCGCUCACCUUCUGGGACAAGGACUCCCGCCACAGACUCAAGGGCUACCCACAACUAGGAUGCACCAUUCCCGCCACAGCCUUCAACCGCGACGGCUCUAUAUUCGCGUACGCACAGUCGUACGACUGGAGCAAGGGCCACUCAUAUAACAACAAGGACAUCCCCCACACGGUGCGGUUCCACCAGACAAAGGCCGAGGAGGUUAAGGCCAAGCCCAAGCGAAGAUAG
Yarrowia lipolytica CLIB122 is the source of this 1101-nucleotide messenger RNA. RefSeq lists its product as uncharacterized. Lineage: Eukaryota; Fungi; Ascomycota; Dipodascomycetes; Dipodascales. Gene Ontology annotation, cellular component: nuclear pore. Gene Ontology annotation, molecular function: ubiquitin binding; RNA binding. Gene Ontology annotation, biological process: transcription-dependent tethering of RNA polymerase II gene DNA at nuclear periphery; RNA export from nucleus. The record is from RefSeq and is a predicted model, not a curated record.